GACCCGCUGAACAUCGCAAUCGUCAAGAAUGUGAUCACGGUUGUUCUCUCAGUCUCCAUCAUUUAUGUCAACGGUACUCUGGUUCACACAUUCCGAAACCACCAGGUCUUCACCAUGAACCCUCGUUACAUCCUCUACAUCCAUCUGGUCAUCAAUGACAUCAUCAUGCUGACAUUGUUUGUUCUCCUUCAACUCUUAAGUUACAUUUUGUUCACCCUCAAUGUCUCAUUUUGUGUCAUUAUGCUAAUGAUUGCCAUAGCGACCAAUCUGAAUAAUCCACUAACGCUCGCUGCUAUGGCAGUGGAGUGUUACUUGGCCAUUUGCUUCCCCCUCCGUUACCCGCAGAUCUGUACAGUCAAAAAGACCUACAUCGUCAUUGGAGUCAUAUGGCUUCUGAGUCUACUUACAAUCGUACCAGACGUAUUUGUCGUCUUGGCGGUGAAAUCUCCAGAUUUUUUCAGUUCCAGGAUCUUUUGCAUGUGGGCGAACAUUAUCGCAAACCCCCACCUCGACAAGAAGAGAGACGUUUCCAACAUUAUGCUUUUGGUCAUUGUUUGGUUCACUCUUUUCUACACAUACUUCAGGAUCCUCUUCACUGCACAGGCAGCUUCUGCAAACGCCAAAAAGGCAAGAAACACCGUCCUGCUGCAUGGCUUCCAGCUGCUGCUGUGCAUGCUGAGCUACGUCCACAGUUUAAUGAUAGGAGGUCUGACAAAUUUGUUCCCAAAAAGCGUUCUGGUCAUUCGUUAUGUGAUUUCAGUGGCUAUUCAGAUUCUGCCUCGACUCAUCAGCCCGGUUGUUUAUGGGUUAAGAGACAAAACGUUCAGAGAAUAUUUGAGAAGAUACUUUUUAAUCAAAAGAAAAGCACAAGUCCAUCCAGAUAAAACUCAAAAGAGACGAUUGUAG
Cololabis saira (Pacific saury) is the source of this 906-nucleotide messenger RNA. Its product is annotated as odorant receptor 131-2-like. Gene Ontology annotation, molecular function: G protein-coupled receptor activity. Gene Ontology annotation, cellular component: membrane. The record is from RefSeq and is a predicted model, not a curated record. The transcript is spliced from 2 exons. NCBI's taxonomy places the organism in Eukaryota, Metazoa, Chordata, Actinopteri, Beloniformes, Belonidae. Gene Ontology annotation, biological process: G protein-coupled receptor signaling pathway. The coding region runs from base 115 to 906 and encodes 263 amino acids.